GCUCCCUCGGCAGUGUUUAAAGUCCAGGGGAGAGGGGUUCUCACCUGCCUCCUACACACAACAGCUCCGUCCCACUCCUGCACAUCUGCCUGGAUAAGGGCUCUGGUGCCUGGAUCUGGACCACAGCAUGUGGUUGCUUUUCGGGACAGCGGUUCUGUGCCUGACCCUGCGCUUAGGGCAAUGCACCGAGGAAACAAAGGAGAACACCAUCCACCAAGCCCCCCAGGCAGAGGCAUCCUACUCAGACUGGGGCAUCGGGGCCAUCCGGGACAGCUUUGAAACUGUUAACAGCUACUUUGACUCCGUCUUGGAACUGUUUGGGGGAAAAAAUGGCGUUUGUCAGUACAGGUGUCGCUAUGGGAAGGCUCCAAUGCCGCGACCUCACUACAAACCCCAAGAACCCAAUGGCUGUAGCUCCUAUUUUCUGGGGCUCAAGGUACCCGAAAGUCUAGAUUUGGGCAUCCCUGCCAUGACCAAGUGCUGUAACCAGCUGGACAUCUGCUAUGACACCUGUGGGGCCAACAAAUAUCGCUGUGACGCCAAAUUCCGAUGGUGCCUCCACUCCAUCUGCUCCGACCUCAAGCGCAGCCUUGGGUUCGUCUCCAAGGUGGAAGCUUGUGAAUCCCUGGCAGACACAGUGUUCAAUGCUGUCUGGACCCUGGGCUGCCGACCCUUCAUGAACAGCCAAAGAAGUGCCUGCAUUUGCAGUGAAGAAGAACGAGAUGAACUAUGAGGAAGAGCAGCUGCCUGGCCUCCAGGAGCCUGCUGCCAAGUGUGCCCUCUCAGCCACAGCACUUCAGCACAGGGAUUUCCAUCAGCCCUCUGGCAGAACAAGGGAUGGGGGCAUACGGUCCAAGCAAUACACAUCAACUACAGCUUUUGGGCAGAGGGCUGGUGAAGGGGAGACAGCCUGUGACUACAGGGCAGUGGUGCCUGCUGUCCACCACAGAUGCGGUUCAACAGCUCGACAGCCCCUUUUCACAUCCUGAAUGAUCCGAUGCCAAUUUUCUCUACAGACUGACCAGGCAAGGCAAGCAGGAUGCAGCACUUCUUAUAAACAAGGGGCUUCACUUGUUUUUUUGCCCCAGACACAUGUUUAUCAGUUCCCUGUGCCUGUUACCUCUCCAAUUUGCAGUGCAAGGCAGUAGGUUUCUGCAGCCCCUGAAAAUCCAGUCCAUGGACACUAUUGACAUUUUUCCAACACCAGUGACAGGCAGAAAAAGAGGAGUAAUUUGCUUUUGGUAUGUUGCUCAUACCCAUCCCUGACAUUUUCCAUCCUAUCAUUGCACACUGAGAACACUGCUUAUUUAAACACUUGGGGAGGGGCCUGAAACAAUUUGAGAUUUGGUGAGCAUGAGAGGGAUUUUAAGUGUUUGUGAUACAGGCACAGUUUGUAUCUGGGCAGGAGGUGACCAAAGCCCAUGGUGCCCGAGAUGGGAAAUGCAAUAACCCACAGCACUCUCCCAUGGUCUCAGGAGAAGCAGCUGAUUUCUUUCUGCUGUGUCAUCCAGACUGCAUCUAUUUAAUUAUCUCCCUCCUAUGUCAUUCAACAAAGUUGUUCCCUCAAGAUCCCUUUUUACAUAAAAUGGCUGGGUAUCAAUCUCCAUCUUUUGCUUGAGGGAAACAGGAGGCUCACGGUUGCCUUGGAUGGGAUAUUCAAGAUCCUGGAGGCUGAUCUGUCAGGUGGCAGGGCUUAUGUGCCACCUCUGUGGGGCACACUGCCAGCUGCAGCAUUCCUUCUAAAAUGUGGUUAAUGCUUCCAUCUGCUAUCGGGAGCUUUCAUUGCAUGCAAAAUUGAAAUUUAAAGUGGUAUACAGAAUUUCAUCCACAUAUAACAUUUGCAGACAGCUUUUAUCCAUGUUUCUUAUUGAAAGGGAGUUGCUACUGGGUGUGUGUGCCAUGCCAUGUAAAUACUUCAGCGUCUUCUGCAAACAUAUUUAUGGUUAUAUUCUUCCAUCUGCCACAGAAAAGUUAAGGCUACACAAGGUUGACUUAACAAGAAUGCAGAGUCUGUCUUAGCUAUUUUUUCUAGUUUGUGUUUAAAUGCAUGUGUGGAGCUAUAAAUUAUUUAAGCCCUGUUCUUGCCAGUCAUCUUCGCUUCGCAGUGAACAGCAGUGUGGCAUUCAUCAGGCCCAAGACAGGGUGGAACAACUGCUAUUAAGACCAGGAAAAUGGAAAUGACCACAUGAGGUGUGUACUGGGAUGUUUUCCAUUAAGGAGGACCUUGCCUUACACUGAUCAGGUGCAAUGACAUCUUUUCCUCACUCUGCUAAUGCCACUGGUGAGUGAACACUGCACUGGCAAGGUUCCCCACAGUGUGGGUCUAUCAGAGCAUGAGGCUGGACAGACAACCUCAUUAUCCAUGCAAGAAACACUUUUUGCUAGGAAUGGGAAGGAAAAUUCCCUCCUUCCAGACACCUGCAAACUUUGUAUUUCAUUGGUGAAUUGGUGCCUGUUGCCAGUUUGAAAAGUGAGCAUACUAUUAUGAUUAAAUGACACAAUUUAAAAGUACCCAUCUUUUCUACACUUAAUAUCCAGCUGGCUGGCAAAUGUCUUAAAGUGUUUUGCAGUUCAGGUGAUAUCAGAUUAAAGCCAGGCCAAGCAACUGGUGACAGAUUUAUGAUAAUAUACCAGAAAAAGAGGAGGGUUCUGAACAAAAUCUAUCCACACAACUGAUGCUUUGGAGAUACCACAAUUAUAAACCCUAAUUUCUUCAUCCUUUCAGACUACCACUCAUCCCUAAACACUACAGACCACUGCACGAAGGGCAGCUACUGAGUAAGUGCAUUUUUCACUACAAAGUUAAGAUGUGGUAAUCUGAAAAACCCCAUGAGUGGCUCUACAGGGGAAUUUUAGAUCUUUCAAGUGGUGCCAGUGACUCAAGAAACCCAAGAGCUAAUCCUGCAUACAAGAAAACCAGGGUGUGAAGUACAGUUAAGCUUCUGCAUCCAAACUAAAAAAUGUUCCAAGUCCCUCUUGCUACACAGUGGUGCACAGCCACAGGAGCAGCUGAUCACAGAGCUCUCCACAUCAAUGCACAAACAUUGGGUCACCUUCAUCUCCACCCUGCUCUGAGCAGGCAGAAGUCACUGUACUCACCCAAAAGUUUCCCAUUUGUGUACUGGCAGGAUUAUUUGCAAUUCUUGCUCAUGUCCAACCCAUUUGGCCAGCGUGUCCUCUUCUAGUAAUGGUUCCUCAAGCAGCAAUCUCCAUUUCCACCAAGGACAUAAAAGUAGGGUCUUGAGGACCAGAUAAUAGGUGUUUACUCCUGGGCAUCGAAUGUUCAGGGGUUUAUUUACAUCCUAAGGGAAAAACAAGGUGGCACCAGCCAGAACAGAGCCUCAGUAUGGAAUUUGAGCUGUGCUUAGGAGUGCUGGUGGGACCCUCAGGAGCAGUGGUGGGUCAUGGGGCCUCGAUUGUGCAGCGUGUUUUGCUUCCAACUCUGUGGCAUGGCAGAUUAAAUUACACAGACAAACAAACCCCUUAGCUCUCAGAGUAGUCUGGUCUUUGAUUUCAUGUCCAGGCUGUAAUGCUGACAAAGAAGACAGAUGGAAGUAAGAGAGAACUGGGGAGAGCUAAAAGACUUCGAAAAAUGUUGGAUUUUUUUUAUGCCCAAGAGGCAGCCCCUCCCCUUGAGAGGAGGAAUGGCCACAGGGCAUGGCAGGCAGUAGUCCUGCAGGCAGGGUAAACUGAACACCUUCCCAGACUGUUCCAUUCACAUGGCCACACCAAGUAUCUCCUACUCAUUACUGUUACAGAUUAAUUAACUGAAAAGGUGUAGAGCAGAUAGGCUGCUUCAUAGGAAUUUGUCAGGAAGAACCAAAUAAUAACUGACACAAGCCAGGAAAUGAACCUUACCCUCCACCACUCCCCCACAUCCUUCACACUAACAAAAAACACCAGGUGGCUCUCCAGAAGGCACCAGCUAAUUAAUUUCACUUCCCAGC
Calypte anna (Anna's hummingbird) is the source of this 3947-nucleotide messenger RNA. RefSeq names its product phospholipase A2 group XIIB (gene PLA2G12B). Gene Ontology annotation, cellular component: extracellular region. Lineage: Eukaryota; Metazoa; Chordata; Aves; Apodiformes; Trochilidae. The coding region runs from base 128 to 733 and encodes 201 amino acids. Gene Ontology annotation, biological process: triglyceride homeostasis; lipid catabolic process; cholesterol homeostasis. Gene Ontology annotation, molecular function: A2-type glycerophospholipase activity; calcium ion binding. The record is from RefSeq and is a predicted model, not a curated record. The transcript is spliced from 4 exons.